AUUCAGUACAUAGAUUUAAGAGACCGGUUUAACGGAGAUAUUCGCACGUGUGAGAUUCUGCUUCACAUUCUUGGCUGGAUUCAUCCAAAGUUCAGCUUCGCGUGGGUUCUUCAGGACUUGAAAGAAACUCUUGCACAGGAGCUGGAUUUUGAAAACGAGGGAAGGAACGGAGAGCGGUGUCAGAAGGAUCUACAACAUCUCAGUUUCAUCUACAUCCCUAAAGUUCUCUGGAACAUCACCAGCAAGAGAGUUCUGACAACAGAGUUUAUUGAUGGCUACAAGAUAAACGAUCUUGACGGGAUAAAGAGUUUGGGUAUUUCUGUAACAGAUGUAAGUACCGACACAGCACAAAUACACAUGUAG
This is a messenger RNA of Gigantopelta aegis, 363 nucleotides long. RefSeq lists its product as uncharacterized. Lineage: Eukaryota; Metazoa; Mollusca; Gastropoda; Neomphalida; Peltospiridae. The annotation marks the transcript as partial. The transcript is spliced from 3 exons. The record is from RefSeq and is a predicted model, not a curated record.